This is a messenger RNA of Macrosteles quadrilineatus (aster leafhopper), 933 nucleotides long. RefSeq names its product neprilysin-like. Gene Ontology annotation, cellular component: plasma membrane. Lineage: Eukaryota; Metazoa; Arthropoda; Insecta; Hemiptera; Cicadellidae. Gene Ontology annotation, biological process: protein processing. The record is from RefSeq and is a predicted model, not a curated record. The transcript is spliced from 8 exons. Gene Ontology annotation, molecular function: metalloendopeptidase activity. Bases 1 to 933 code for a protein of 310 amino acids.
AUGCACUCCGCUUCCGUCAGCGUUAUCGGCGAUCAGCACAACUUUGUCAGUGUCCUGUCUAGGAAGAAAAGACAUAUACUACGAGCCCUCUCAAAUUCUAGUGUUUUAGAAAAGCGUCUUCUGUCCGCUACACUAGCUUUGCUAGCUGUAGCUCUCACACUGCUGAUUGCUCUUAUCGUCUUUGCCUCGUAUAAAAAAUACCGGGAUAGAGGAAGAGUUUGUGAGACAAAAGAGUGCAUAAGAAGUGCCGCCAUGCUUCUGCAGUCGAUGGACCCAAUGACUGAUCCUUGUGAGGACUUCUACCAGUUCGCCUGUGGUCGCUGGGCGGAACAGAGAAUCCUGGCAGAGGGGUCUUCCACCUCUUGGUUUUCCGAGAGGACUAAACACAUCCAACGGAAGAUACUAGAGGUGUUACAAACUAACAGCACCAGUGUUGAUCCCUUGCCUGUCAGACAAGCUCGCAACUUUUAUCGAUCCUGUACAGAUACUGACACAUUAGACCAGCUUGGUCUGCAACCCAUGAUGGAGGUUCUGGACAAACUGAUGUUACCGAGGACUCUGCCCAACACUACGACAGCAUCCAGCUGGUCUUUGGGUCCCACUCUAGCAGCCAUCCAGAGACUGCUCAAUGCUGACAUUAUGGUACAACUCAGCACCUUCCUAGACCCAGCUACCAACCGAUCUAUACUACUGCUGUCGCCCAGCUACAGCCUGUCCUCCCUGCCAGAGGUUAUGACACCUGAGGUGCCACACUCACACCUGACUGGCAAUCAGCUGUUCAAGACCCGCCUCUCCUACAUCGCUGAGGUUCUGGCCGAGAUUCACCCGGAGAUGAAUUCCACACAUCUCGUCACCAUUGCUCUUCGUAUCCUCUUCACUGACGCCCACAUUAAAACGGUUCGUCGCUCAGGAUAUCAAGAAGGCAGAGACUGA